AUAUUAUGAGUGUUUUACCAACUUUUGCUUUGGAAUUGAAAUUUAGCCUGCUUGUUUUAAAUUUUAUAUACAUAUUUUUUAUGUUCUUUUAGUAUUAAAUCGCAGUAAUUGUGUUUUUACAAUACUGAACGUCUAUCAAUUUAUGAAUUUACAAAUGAAACUGUAUCUUUCCUUACAUAUUUUGUGAACAAUUUAUUUCCUGGCUCAAAAAUGAACCCAACUUGGGAAGAUCCCAUUCCUGAUGAAGAUGAGGAUGAAAGCUCUUAUGAAGGAGGCUCUGCUUAUGGUCGAGAUGCAAUUAUUUUUUUGAUUGACGCGACAUGGGAAAUGUUUGAAGAAAAUGAAGGAGAAACUCCCUUUCAAUUGAGCUUAAAGUGUGCUCGUACUACCUUAACUAACAAAAUCAUCUCUAGUCGUAAAGAUAUCAUUGGUGUUGUUUUGUUUGGAACAGAUAAAUCAAAAAACUCUAGAAACAACACAGAUUUUAAACACAUUUAUGUGUUUCAUGAUUUGACUGAACCAGGUGCUGAUAGAGUUUUGGAAACGGAAGAGUUGAUGACAAUGGAUUGUCAAAACUUCACUGAUAAAUUUGGCCAUUCCUAUGAUUUUUCUUUAGCUGAUGCAUUGUGGGUGUGUAGCAUAAUGUUUGCUAACUGUAAGUACACUUUAGCACACAGAAGAAUCCUACUUUUCACUUCUACUGAUGAUCCCCAUGGUAGCAACCCUACUCUACAACUGCAGGCUCGUACAAAAGCUAAAGAUUUACACGAGAGCAGCAUUGACAUUGACGUAAUGCAUAUCAAAAGACAAAAUACAAUCUUUGAUCCAUCAAAGUUUUACAAGGACAUAGCUUUGACUGCUGAGGAUGAAGAAUAUAAAUUUCCUGAUGCUUCUGAUAAGUUUGAUGAUUUGUUAACAAGAGUGCGAUGUAAAGAUCACAGAAAGAGGCCAAUGGGAAGCUUGCAUUUUACUCUUGGUAGUGAUGUAAAAAUCGCCUUUAAAAUGUACAAACUUGUGGCUCCUACUUCUAAAUCUGUUCCAGUAAAAUUGGCCAAAGAAACUAAUGCUGAGCUUGUCUCUGUUACAAAUACAUUCCUAGGUGAUACUGGUGAAAUUUUAUUACUAUCAGAUUUAAAGAAAUAUCAAGAAUAUGGUGGAAGGAAAAUUUACAUGUCUGAUGACGAGGUGAAGCAGAUUCGCUAUUUUGAUGAUCCAGGUCUUUUACUAAUGGGUUUUAAACCAAAUUCUUGUUUGAAGAGUCAUUAUCAUCUAAAACCCUCUGUUUUUGUGUACCCAGACGAAAAGGCCAUCGAAGGAAGUACCCGCCUAUCUCUUGCAUUGAUAAUUCAAUUGAAUAAAAGAGGUUAUGUUGCAAUUUGCAGGUUGAUUGCUCGACAAAAUGAGUCUCCCAGAUUUGUUGCCCUUUUACCUCAGGAAGAGCAAACGGAUGAUCAUGGCAAUCAGAUGGUCCCACCAGGAUUUCAUAUUGUUUACCUUCCUUUCAUGGAAGAUAUUCGUACCAUUAAAUGUGACACCAAGCACGCAGCACCUUCUGAGGGAUUAGUUGAGAAAUCUAAAGAAAUUAUUAAGAAGUUACAGUUUGCUUAUCAUCCAGAGUCUUUUGAGAAUCCAGUUCUUCAAAAGCAUUGGAGAAACAUAGAAGCACUUGCACUUAAUCGGGAUGCUCCUGAUGAAAUUAUUGAUUAUACAUUGCCCACCAAAGAUGUGAUUGAGAAAAGAGCUGGAAGACUGAUUGAAGAAUUCAAAACAUUACUUUGUCCUGGUGCUCCUGAUCCUUGUAUUUCUCAAAAAUUCGGAAUGGCUGGUCCUGCAUAUGGUGCACCUGCUUGUAAAAGGGCCAGAAUGGAUGAUGUCAUACCAAGUAACUUACAACAUGAAGCAGCUACUGGACAACUACUACGAUACACAGUGAGUGUAUUGAAGGAAUUCUGCAGGCAGAAUGGUAUACGUUGUGCAUCUAAGAAAGCUGAAAUUGUGGAGGCUAUCAAAAGAUUUUAUAUGAUUUCUAGUUCACAGUGAUUUGUUGUUUUAAUCUCACUAACAGUUUUCAACUCAGUUACUAGUUGCCAUAUGAAGAAAAAAUCAAUCAUCUCAAAUAAUAGUGAUCAAGGUGUAUAUUCAAUUGUGAUUAAACCUUUUUUUAUUGA
Messenger RNA from Parasteatoda tepidariorum (common house spider), 2168 nucleotides. It is a transcript of the gene Irbp, whose product is annotated as Inverted repeat-binding protein. Gene Ontology annotation, molecular function: double-stranded DNA binding; telomeric repeat DNA binding; DNA helicase activity. Lineage: Eukaryota; Metazoa; Arthropoda; Arachnida; Araneae; Theridiidae. Gene Ontology annotation, biological process: double-strand break repair via nonhomologous end joining; telomere maintenance. Gene Ontology annotation, cellular component: nucleus; Ku70:Ku80 complex. The record is from RefSeq and is a predicted model, not a curated record.